Messenger RNA from Erythranthe guttata (spotted monkey flower), 1312 nucleotides. NCBI's taxonomy places the organism in Eukaryota, Viridiplantae, Streptophyta, Magnoliopsida, Lamiales, Phrymaceae. The record is from RefSeq and is a predicted model, not a curated record.
UGUUUAAUUGUCGGGAAUUCGUCCGUUCGAAAUUUCAGGGAACUUCUUGUACUUAUCCACGGGCACCUUGAAGCAUCGGGUUUACCGGAAAGUGCAGCUAUAGUUAGCAAAGAGGCUAAAUUGACAGAUUUCCAAUCUUCCAAAGAACAAAUUCAAUUGCCGUGUGGGCGUACUCCUUCCGGAUUCUUCCCCGAUAAAUCCGAAGGCUCUUCAUCUUCAAAUCAGAAACAUCCCGUCUCGAGAAAAAAUGAACCGUCGACACUUCCAAAGAUUAUAAUUAAAUUGAAGGAUACUCCAAGAAAAUCGAAAUCUUUAGAAUCGGAAGAAGCGCCACCACUAAUAAUCCGCACUCCGGAAUCCGACGGUGAAUCGGACAUCGAAAUAUUGCGGCCAAAAAAGCGCAAGUUGACGCACUCGAACGAGAUUGGCUCUGAAAGGCGGCUCACGUUAGAUUCUGUGAUGGUCGAGUAUUUGAAGCUGCAGCAUUCCAAAUGCUCGGCUCCAAUUACGACUUUACCCCCGCUCUCGCUGCUUCACCCCCAUGCAUGCCCCGAACCGAGACAAACCCUAGACGCGCCGACGAACAUGACAGCAAGGCUUAGGAGAUGCGAAGUGGUUGGAACUGCUUACGGGGGUAUAGACGUAAGUCGCAAGGACCGUCGAUUUGUCUACAGUAGAUUCAGACAUAGGGAAACUCUAUACGACAAAGUCGACAAGUCGUGUUUGACCAGCAUCGCUUUUAUAGAAGAUCCUACUAGGGUUGCCGCAUGCGGGUUUUCCAGGAGGCUAAAAUUUUUCGACUUAAGCAGCGCCACGGUGUGCGAGAGCUCCGUCUGCCAUACUUCCGACGUGACGCAUUUGCAUUCUCACUCGCGACUUCUUCUCUCGUCAACUUCCAAUGAAGUUUGCUUGUGGGAUGGAUCUUCGUUUGCGGCACAUACAUUUGAAGGAGUUAAGGCCGCACGGUUCGACAGUCACGGUACCUUAUUCGCGGCGUUGCCGUCGGAUUCUUCUUCGCAUGAGAUUCUUUUGUUCGAUGUUCAGACGUUGAAUUUGAAUACGAGCCUUGUCGAUGACACGGAUAGUAGCGUAAUUCGUCACGAAAAUCCGUAUUGCGAGAUUCACUUCGGCCCGUUGAGGAAUAUGCUUCUUUGGGAAGGAGUUUUGUGGGAUUCUAGAAGUACGAGGCCGAUUCACCGCUUUCAAGAAUUUACCGACCUCGGUGGCGGGGGCUUUCAUCCUGCUGGGAAUGAGGUACGUACGUAGAGUAGAGGUUAAUAGUUUCCCUUUUACAUAUUUACUUCAAAAAACG